This is a messenger RNA of Salvia miltiorrhiza (redroot sage), 1752 nucleotides long. RefSeq lists its product as uncharacterized. NCBI's taxonomy places the organism in Eukaryota, Viridiplantae, Streptophyta, Magnoliopsida, Lamiales, Lamiaceae. Bases 1 to 1752 code for a protein of 583 amino acids. The record is from RefSeq and is a predicted model, not a curated record. The transcript has 3 exons.
AUGGCCGAGGAAUCGAGAGAUGAGGAAGGGACUAUAGUCAGAACUACUCCGGUGCCGGCUCCUUCUGCCCAAGACGACAAGUUGGACAAACUGUGCAACAUGUUUGAAAAAUUCAUGACAAACCAAGGAACACCCAAUCAAGGGAUUCCCAACAUUCGGAAGCCUGUGAAGCUAGGAGGAAAUAACAGAGGGCAAAACCAGAAACCUUUUGAGCCCUACAGGCAGCAGUACAACAAUCAAGGGUGGAGACAACAUGAGAACCUUAGGUACGGCAACAACAAUUUUUUGGGGCCAAACCAAGGGCAGACGAGUAAUCCACCACAAUACUCGCAACAACCUCAACAGGCAAGAGGAUCCUCCCUAUCAGAGCUUGUGCAUCAAAUGGCCCAACAACAAGUGAAAUUCCAGCAAGAGACCGAGAAGUUCAUAAUGGAGACGAGAGGAGGAAUGCAGAAUGUGAACUCCCAACUAUCACAUCUUGCCCAAGCAGUUGCCAGACUUGAAAGCAAACAAGGGGAACUCUCUUCGCAAGUGGAGGUGAAGAAGGUGAAUGCCAUGACACUCAGAGGAGGAAAGGAGUUACCCGAAGUUGAUAAAGAGAAAAACCAAGAAAAGCUGGAGAUCAACGAGCAAAUCGGAAUGGGAUCAGCAGAUGAGGAAGAACUUACCCAAGAGAAAGAGGCUAAGCGAAAGGCGACAGGGAAGGGAAAAGAGAAAUCAAGCCAGACUGAGCCCAUAAUCCCUUUUCCAGGCAGAAUGGCCAAGGAACAAGAGAAGGAAGAACUAACCGAACUGGUUAAAAUCUUCAAAAAUGUGGAGGUCAAUAUGCCCCUUUUGGUCGCGCUACGCUCUAUGCCCAGAUGCACGAAAUUUCUCAAGGAACUCUGCACUCGGAAGGUCAAAUACACUGAUGAUGCGAAAUUUCAAGUGGGCGAGUCCAUAUCCGCGGUCUUACAACGAGAUAUGGCCAUAAAAUGUGGGGAUCCUGGCAUGUUUUACAUCCCAUGUGUAAUAGGAACCAUGAAGGUGGAGAAGGCAAUGCUCGACUUAGGGGCAUCCAUCAACGUUAUGCCCUUAUCCAUGUACCAGGACCUGGAGAUAGGACCAUUGAAGCCCACCCGAUUGGUGAUCCAAUUGGCAGAUCGAUCAAAUGUCUACCCAGAGAGAAUAUUGGAAGAUGUUUUGGUCAAGGUGGAAGAACUCAUCUUUCCAGCGGACUUCUACAUUCUCGACAUGGGGAAGUCAAAAGCACGGGAUCCGGUCAUGCUUUUGGGCAGACCAUUUCUAAAGACUGCCAGGACUCGCAUUGAUUGUGAUACGGGCAAGCUAACAUGUCAGUUCGAAGGGGAAACAGUAACCUUAGACAUAUACAAUGCCAUGAAACAUCCAGCUGAUACAGAGAUGGUGAGAAGUGUCGACAUGAUCGAGAAGGUUGUUGAGGAGAAUGGCAUAACCGAUGAGGACUUGCAAGAGGAAUCAUUGCAAGAGGCGGUGAAGAUACUAAAUGCUUGGAGCGAAGGAGUCAACUACACGGAGGCCCUGAAAAUCCCUACCUUGAAGGAGGAAGACCGACUGGUGCCUUCGAUCCAACGGGCACCCAAGCUCGAGUUGAAGUCCUUGCCCAAACAUCUCAAGUAUAUCUUUCUGGGCGAUAAUGACACUUUGCUCGUAAUCAUCAAUUCGGAGUUGACACUCGAAGACGAGAACAAAGUCAAGAUAACUUUAGGGAAAUACAAGGAAGCAAUUGGAUGA